AUGGCGCGGAAAAAUGAAAGAAAAGAUUUCAAUGAAGAGUGCAGUGCCUGUGACUUUGAGAAACUUAGGGUGAUGGAGAAUAAUCCUACAAUUCGGGAAUUGCGUGAAAAAAUAGAACAAUUAAGCAUUCGUCUAACUGAAUGCAAAACAGAAAAUCAAAUGUUGAAAAAGGAUUUGAACCUUGCUAAAAAGAUGGUUCUCCGAGAAGUCGGGACACAUGAUUUAGAACUCCCAAUACUUCUCAAACGCGGAACAGAGGCGGGCUGGAAAGGACGUAUGGAGAACGUGCUCUUACUGAAACAGAAAUUGCAAGAAUUGAGAAAUUACCUCAGAGAAAUCGAAGGAAAUGCUCCCGAGCCAAAAGUAACUCCAUCUGAAGAAUUUGCAAAACGCCAAAUCCCAUACGACAGGAAACUUUUCUGGAGAAUGGAACUUGAGCGCCGUUUGGCGAGAGAGAAUGCUGAAAAAGACAUGAAUCCACUAAUUCAAGAAUGUCAAGAGUUGCGAAAGACGCUGGACAAGGAAAAAACUCGCUAUCGAGAACUGAACGAUGAAGUAAAAUUGCUUAAAGCGGAAUUGCAAAGCCUCGUAGAAAAAAAUCAGGAAGAUAUCGGGAUUGUGAAAUCAUUCCAAACGCUUGAAAAUCAGCUGGAAGAGUCACUUGCUCAAAGAGCUGAAUUACGUAAAGAUCUUGAUGGAUCGCGAACGAGAAAUCAGAGAUUAGCGGAAGAGAAAAAAUCCUUGGAAGAAGAGUUACGUCAGUUGCAACAAAAAGCAGCAAAUAACAAUAAUUUGAUUGAUUCACUAACGCACAAACAUAUCCAAGAAGCGAUUGAAUGUGAGAAAAAGAAUGUUCAGCAGAAUAUCGAUGGCUAUGCAGACGAAAUGAACACUUUGCAGAGCAACUAUGAAAGCGAUGUCAAGAUCAUAGAUCACUUGCAGUACAUUGUCUUCGAAAGAAUUAGCCUCGUUAGAGAUUUGCAGAAGGACACAGAUGAAAGUUUGAUGGUGUAUAUUAAUGAAAAGAAAGAAACUGGGGAAAAAUCUCCACCAUCAGAAUCUGAAGAACCAGCAGAAACGGAUAACAAUUCAGACGAACCUGGUAGUGAUAAUGCAUUAGAACUAAAUGAGCAGAAAGCCGAUGAUGACCAGGACAGUGAAAAAGCUAUCCAGUCUGCCAAGCAAACAAAGCUUCUUCAGUUGAAAAUAGACUGUGCCAAAUACAAAGCUUUAUUGGAUGCAGCUCAGAAGGAAAGCGAGCGACUUAACUACAUUAAUUCUCUUCAAGACUCGAGAAUGAAUGUUAUUGCUGUGCAAGUUGUAGAGGCUGGCAAACUUGCUAUGCAGAAGAAUGCAGAGAUAAAAGAACUCUUGGAUAAAUUGAAUAAGUUGGAAAGAUCGUACUCCGCAAAGAAAAAGACCCGGAAAGUUACUCUUCCGACGAAAAAUAGAUUCGAAGAUUUGAAGAUCAAGAUGGAAGCUCAAAAAGAAGAAAAUGAAUUUCUGCGAAAUUUUCUGAAUUCAGUUGUCUGUGACAAAGCAAAUGACCUUGAUAUGUACAAAGACUUUGUGGCCGAAACUAAGCAACACUUUUUGAAAGUACUGCAUGAACUCAAAGACUUGCAAACUGAACUUAGUUCUGACUCAGGAUAG
Uloborus diversus is the source of this 1653-nucleotide messenger RNA. Its product is annotated as uveal autoantigen with coiled-coil domains and ankyrin repeats-like. The coding region runs from base 1 to 1653 and encodes 550 amino acids. The record is from RefSeq and is a predicted model, not a curated record. The transcript is spliced from 10 exons. NCBI's taxonomy places the organism in Eukaryota, Metazoa, Arthropoda, Arachnida, Araneae, Uloboridae.